UUUUCCAUUUCCCCCUCAUUUUCUUGGACUGUUUCUGUUUGUUUCUUCAGAAAAAAUAAAUCCCAAAUUAUUACAAAUCCUUUUACACACACACAAUGGCUGUGAAGAAGGUUACAUGGAAAUCUCUAAUAUUAAUCUGUUGCACGAGCAAGGAGUCUUCUGUUGAUUCUGUUACUGGGAAAAAGGUUUUGAAACCAUGUCAGUUCCAACGAUUAUCACUUUCGGAUGUCGCUGAUCCAAGCUCACGGAUUGGUGUCGACGAUCUCCCGGUGUCUCUUAUCGGCUCGAAUCUUCACGUCUUCACUUUAUCCGAGCUGAGGCUAAUAACCCAUAAUUUCGCACGGUGUAACCUGCUCGGUGAAGGCGGGUUCGGACCGGUUUACAAGGGGUUUGUCCACGACAAGCUUAGGCCUGGGCUAGAGGCUCAGCCUGUGGCUGUGAAGGCACUUGACUUGAAUGGCUUGCAGGGUCAUAGGGAGUGGCUGGCUGAAAUCAUAUUCCUUGGACAACUUAGGCAUCCUCAUUUGGUCAAGUUGAUCGGUUAUUGUUACGAAAACGAGAACCGGCUCCUCGUGUACGAGUACUUGCCGAGAGGAAGCUUAGAGAACCAACUCUUCAGAAGGUAUUCGGGGACAUUGCCAUGGUCGACUAGGAUGAAAAUCGCUUUAGGGGCGGCAAAAGGCUUAGCCUUCCUACAUGAAGCUGAUAAACCAGUGAUAUAUAGAGACUUUAAAUCUUCAAACGUCUUAUUAGACUCGGAUUACAAUUGUAAACUAUCGGAUUUCGGGUUAGCUAAGGACGGUCCGGAAGGAGGAGAGACGCACAUAACGACCCGAGUGAUGGGGACGCAAGGGUAUGCUGCGCCAGAGUAUAUCAUGACCGGCCACUUGACAGUAAAGAGUGAUGUUUACAGCUUCGGAGUAGUUCUCUUGGAAUUGUUAACUGGGAAGCGGUCUAUGGAUAACAUCCGCCCGAGUCGGGAGCAAAGCCUUGUGGAAUGGGCAAGGCCACUAUUGAGGGACCACAAGAGGCUUGACCGAGUGAUUGACUCUAAACUCGAGGGACAGUUUUCCAACCGGGGGGCUCAAAAGGUGGCUACAUUGGCUUACAAAUGCUUGAGCCACCACCCGCAACUGAGGCCUUCGAUGGGUGAUGUGGUCAAGGUCCUGGGAUCCGUACAAGGGUUCGACGAUGAAUUCGUUGGACCAUUUGUGUAUGUGGUGCCUACUGAAACCGAUGACAGCAAAGAAUUCCUUGCGAAGAAAGAAGAUAGGGAUUGCAACGGUGAUAAUGGUCUGCACCGUCGCUGUUGGCGGAGUCGGAUCAAAUUGCCUCUUGCUUCGGUAGCUAAUGCCGAAUCUCCGUGUAGCAUAUGACUAUACCAGAAUUUACAUAUUUAAGUUGUAGAUAUUGUCAAGGAAACAGA
Molecule: messenger RNA, 1426 nt
Organism: Hibiscus syriacus
Lineage: Eukaryota; Viridiplantae; Streptophyta; Magnoliopsida; Malvales; Malvaceae
Product: serine/threonine-protein kinase RIPK-like
Exons: 5
Coding region: 96-1376 (426 amino acids)
Biological process (GO): protein phosphorylation
Molecular function (GO): ATP binding; protein kinase activity
Source: RefSeq, a predicted model, not a curated record